AUGAACAAUGAGGAGAGUGUGUCUGCUGUUAAUGACCCAAAUAAUGCCCAUGUCACCAAGCCUCCACAUGCUGUGGCCUCUGGAAGCCGGAAGAAGCCUUUGGAAAGGACUACUUACCAGGCAGCAAAAACACUCCGGUAUACAGAGGAUAGAAACUUACAGAACCCACACUGGGUGAUCCAGAAUCCAGCUGGAAUGACAGGCUUACAGGCCCAGCCGUACUCAGUGGGAACGGCUGGUGUGCAGUGCUCACCAGAAAUAACAACUGCCCAGGUCCUGCCUGGAGACCCUCAGAAUCCCCUGAACCCACAGGGAUCAGAGUGUGUCCCAGAGCCAACACAGACAUCGAGCCAUCCACACUGGAACAUGUCCUCUAGGCCCUGUUUUGAAUUUAAUCCCAAGAAAUUCAUAAAUGAAGAAGUCAGAACAUUAGGGGGCAUCCAGAUCAUCAUUGGCCUAUUCCAUAUUGUGUCUGCAGUCAACCCUGAACUAUACAGGAGUACUACUGUGCUGGGGAUAUCAGGGUACCUGAUCUGGGGAGGACUGUCUUUUAUCAUCUCUGGAUUCCUCUCAGUCUGGGCUGCAAAGGAUGCCAGCAGCUACCUGGUGAGCACCAACGUCGGCAUGAAUGUCAUCAGUUCCAUCUUCUCCCUUUUGGGCAUCAUUAUUAUCAUUGUAGAUCUGUGUGUUUCCCACUCUGAUAAUAAUUUACUAACGGGUUGUCUGAAGGCAAUCUCUGGGGGUCUCCUCCCCUUCGCCCUCCUGGAAUUCAUCAUCACCUGUAUGAUCUCACGUUUUGGGUGCCAGGCUGUCUGCUUGACCCAUUUAGAGAGCAUGACCAUGGCCUCAACCAAGUUCAGUAGCAACACAGUCAACAUGACCAAUAGACCUGUCUAUAUGACCAGUGGAUCUGUCUAUAUGACCAAUGAACGUGUCCAUACAACCAAUGAACCUGUCAACAUGACCAAUAGACCUGUCUAUACGACCAAUAAACAUGUCCAUAUGACCAAUGGACCUGUCAACAUGACUGAUGGACCUGUCAACAUGACCGAUGGACCUGUCAACAUGACCGAUGGACCUGUCAACAUGACCGAUGGACCUGUCAACAGCACCAGCCCAGACACCAACAUCCCAGUCCAGCACACCACCCCCAGUAAUGUUCCCCCUAGACACUCAUACAAAGAUAGAGCUGAUCUUGACAAGGAAUAG
Onychomys torridus (southern grasshopper mouse) is the source of this 1209-nucleotide messenger RNA. It is a transcript of the gene Ms4a18, whose product is annotated as membrane spanning 4-domains A18. The transcript is spliced from 6 exons. Lineage: Eukaryota; Metazoa; Chordata; Mammalia; Rodentia; Cricetidae. Gene Ontology annotation, biological process: cell surface receptor signaling pathway. The record is from RefSeq and is a predicted model, not a curated record. Gene Ontology annotation, cellular component: plasma membrane. Bases 1 to 1209 code for a protein of 402 amino acids.